Penicillium canescens is the source of this 1467-nucleotide messenger RNA. Its product is annotated as putative FAD dependent oxidoreductase. The record is from RefSeq and is a predicted model, not a curated record. Gene Ontology annotation, molecular function: flavin adenine dinucleotide binding; NADP binding; N,N-dimethylaniline monooxygenase activity. Bases 1 to 1467 code for a protein of 488 amino acids. Lineage: Eukaryota; Fungi; Ascomycota; Eurotiomycetes; Eurotiales; Aspergillaceae. The transcript is spliced from 5 exons.
AUGAGUGACAAGUCUAAACGCGUUGCGGUCAUUGGCGCUGGAAUCAGCGGAGUAGUUACUGCUGGCCACCUUUUGGCUGUUGGGAUUGACGUGACUGUCUUUGAAAGAAGCCAUGCAGCCGGGGGUGUCUGGCUAUAUGACAAGCGCACUCCGAUUGAAGCUCAAUAUCCAUCCCCGAGACCGACGGCUUCGCAGGAGUAUGUGAAAGACGAGCGCGGAGAAAAGGAGAGGAAGAUAUUACUCCAUGCACCUCCGGGGCCCUGCUAUGAAAGUCUUACCAAUAAUGUCUCCACCCCGUUGCUAGAGACCAAGCUCAAUACCUGGCCAGAAGGAACGGCACCUUUUGUGAGACACUUCGUCCUUAGGGAUUAUAUCCAAGAUACGGCUAAGAAGGCUGGCGUCGACAAUGUGACUAAGUAUGGUGCUCAAGUCACCAAGGUCUAUAAGGAGGGAUCGACGUGGACGGUCAAGUGGAGUACGUUGAAGGAAAAUGAUGAAGAUAUUAUCGAGAACGAGGAUUCUGCGACGUAUGACUCUGUCAUUGUUGCUUCGGGGCAUUAUCAUACGCCUCUUAUUCCUGAUAUCCAAGGACUCCCUGAGGCGAAAGCGCGAUGGCCCGCAAAUAUCUAUCAUUCCAAGGCUUUUCGAAGAUCAGAAGGAUUUGAGGGGAAGAAUGUACUCCUACUUGGAGGAGGAGUCUCCUCUCUGGAUAUCGCCAAAGCAAUCAGCACGACAGCAAAUCAAGUCUACCAAAGCACGCGCAACGGCGCCUUCGAUCUUCCAGAAACCGCCCUCCCCGAGAAGACCAAAAGAAUCGGCGAAGUCGGCUCAUUCGAGAUCUCCCAUUCAACUUCUCCAACCGAACACUUACCUUUGACUGUAUCCCUCAAAUCCGGAGAAACCCUACAAGACAUCGACACUAUAAUCCUGUGCACAGGCUACCAGAUGGCCCUUCCAUUCCUAGCCGAAUACAACAACCACAGCAUAUCCGCACCCGAAGCGAACGACACAGUCCUCGUAACAGACGGCGCCCAAAUCCACAACUUGCACCAAGACAUUUUCUAUAUCCCAGAUCCGACACUCGCCUUUGUUGGUAUCCCCUUCUACACAGCGACAUUCUCUCUAUUCGAGUUCCAGGCUAUCGCCGUGGCAGCGUUCCUGUCGGAAAUGGCUCGGCUUCCACCUCCUGCGGUAUUACGCGAGGAAUAUGAGACUCGCAUUAAGGAGAAGGGGUAUGGGCGGGCCUUCCAUUCUCUUAAAGAUCAGGAGGAGCCUUAUGUCGAGAAACUUAUGGAAUGGGUUAAUUCUGGGAGGGCAGCGCAUGGCUUGCCUCCCAUUGAGGGUCAUACUAAGACUUGGAUUGAAGAGAGGGCUGCGAUGAGGGAAAGACUUCGAUUGUUGCUUGCUGGGCAGCUUCCGCCGGAUAAUGUUCUCAGAGGUCCUUUAGAAGUGGAAGUAGCUGCUUGA